Molecule: messenger RNA, 1257 nt
Organism: Mycena indigotica
Lineage: Eukaryota; Fungi; Basidiomycota; Agaricomycetes; Agaricales; Mycenaceae
Product: BTB domain-containing protein
Exons: 3
Coding region: 10-1257 (415 amino acids)
Molecular function (GO): protein binding
Source: RefSeq, a predicted model, not a curated record
CCUACUUCCAUGUCCUCCCCUGCGACUGCCCCGGCGCCGUUCUCCUCGCUGGACGCCCAGCCAGAUGUGGGCCCCGCGGACUUUGUGCUGCGCUCCUCGGACCCAGUCGACUUCUUCGUGCACAAACAGACGCUCGCUGCCGCGUCCGACUUUUUCAGCGACCUCCUCACCUCGCCACACACGUCUGCCGCCGCCGACUCCCCAACACGUGACGGGCUGCCCGUGCUCCAGCUGACGGAGCCCAAGGGGGUGCUCCUGCGCGUGCUCAAGCUUGCCUACCGUCCCACGCUGCCGAAACCCACGAUCACCCUCAAGAACAUCGACACGCUCAUCCCCGUGCAGCAGGCCCUCGACAAAUACCAGUUCACGGCCCUCGACAGCCACUUCUCGUCUUCCGCCCCACGUGACAUGCUCGAACUCAUGCGCGUCGGGGCCGCGAAUCCGCUGCCGCCACUGCGGAUGUUCGUCGUCGCGCUGCUCUGCGGGUAUGUCUCUGCCGCCCAGACCGCGCUGCGGGUUGUGGCGCGGUCAGGUGAUGUGGGGAACACGGAAGAGUUUCCGGAGAUGGGCAUGCUGACGUGGCCGCAGGGCCGCGAGAUCGAGCGCUUGGUGCGCGGGUUUGGGCUGGCGCUGAAGGAGGUGGUGAAGGUCCAGACGGGGUAUCGGCCGAAGGAGGUGGACCCGAUAGGGCUUAUACCGGGGCAUUUUCGGUGGGUUCCAACCAGCGCUGCCCCGAAUCCCGCUCCCGCUCAAAAUCUCAACCCGAAUCCUGGGAUGAUACAACCGUUUAUGCCCCAGGCCCCCAACCAGCCAGUCGUCUUCGUCUGGUGGCAGCCCGAGGGCCACGCCGCGACGUGUCUCUCCUCGCACACCUCCUUCCAAAAGCGGAACCUCGUCACGAUCGGGGCGGACACGCCGCUCGCGUGCAGCAUCUUCCCGCGGCCGGCCACGUGGUUCGAGGAGCACGUGAAGGCGCUCGCCGCGAAGGGCGCGCUGCUCGGUUGGAUGGGACGACACGCGGUGGACGAGCGGCCGACGGCGCCGCUGGCAGCGCUGGGGGACGAUGUCGAGAAGGUCGUGCGGCGGUGCAGGCUGUGUGCGCAGUGGGCACCGAGCCAUUUGGGAAUGUGGGCCGAGGCGGUCGCGGGCGAGGUGGAUAAGGUGGAUGCGUGGUUGGAUUCGAAUGUGGCUAGGAUGGUGUUGUUCUAUCAUGUGUUCAACUCUACAAAUCAUGAUGAAAUACUGAAAGACCAAUAG